This is a messenger RNA of Anneissia japonica, 1629 nucleotides long. RefSeq names its product zinc transporter 1-like. Gene Ontology annotation, biological process: intracellular zinc ion homeostasis; zinc ion transmembrane transport; detoxification of zinc ion. The transcript is spliced from 8 exons. Gene Ontology annotation, molecular function: zinc ion transmembrane transporter activity. The record is from RefSeq and is a predicted model, not a curated record. Lineage: Eukaryota; Metazoa; Echinodermata; Crinoidea; Comatulida; Comatulidae. Gene Ontology annotation, cellular component: membrane. The coding region runs from base 178 to 1287 and encodes 369 amino acids.
UCAUGUUUCGAUUUACAUCGCAGCGGUCCAGUUGUAAACAGACCGAUUCAGAUUACACUAGGUAAUAGGCUUAUCUUCAAAGGAUACUUCGGACCGGACUCGCAACCAACCCAUUCGGUUCAUAUCCCACCACUUGUACAUCACAGAGAGAAAGAAUCACAACAGCAGGUGUUCAAAAUGGAUAUGAAAAUAUGUCGCAUAAUCUCGAUGAUGGUGUUGUCCUUUACUUACUUCUUUAUAGAAAUAGGUGUGGGCUACUACACAAAUUCGAUUGCUCUCAUUGCUGAUUCUUUCCACAUGCUAUCAGACGUCGUUGCACUGGUGAUAGCAUUUGUUGCUAUAAAGGUGUCAGUGAAGAAGUCGGAUAGAAACACGUUUGGUUGGGCUAGGGCCGAGGUACUUGGAGCACUUGUGAAUGCCGUUUUUCUACUGGGCCUGUGUUUCAAUAUUUUAAUUGAAGCAAUCCAGAGACUUUUUACAGAUACCGAAGUUACAGAUCCGAUACUGGUGGCAAUUGUCGGUUCAGUAGGCCUGUUCAUUAAUCUGAUUGGCUUAGUUAUGUUUAAUGGUCAAGGACACGGCCAUAGCCACGGUUUAGGUCACGGGCACAGCCAUGGUCAAAACGAGAACUCCUAUCUGUUACAGAACGAUAGUCUAUCUACGACUGGUGCUCAGAUAACUUCUGGAGACCAGAUGAACAUGAAAGGUGUUUUCCUGCAUAUUUUGGGAGAUGCUCUUGCGUCGAUUGUGGUCAUUGUCAGUGCGUUAGCUAUCCAUUUCAUUGAAAGCUCGUGGACAGUAUACAUCGAUCCUGGCAUUAGUAUUGUCGUUGUCAUCAUUAUUGUUAGUACAUCGUACCCACUAUUGAAGGAAUCGAGCAUGAUCCUACUUCAAUCACUUCCGAUUAACAUCGAUUUCAAAGAUUUAUCAUCUAGAGUAAAAAAGGAGUUAUCCGAAGACAAUCUCCACGAGUUUCACGUUUGGCAGUUGUCAGGAGAUGUCGUUAUAGCAACAGCGCACGUGGUGUUCGAUGGUAAUGAUGUAAGUGAAUACAUGAAAAAAGCCGAAAUGUUGCGUCAAAUGUUUCAUCGAAAUGGAAUUCAUUCGACUACGAUCCAACCAGAGUUUGUCAAUGCACCGGUGGUCAAUAGUGAAAAUGCUUUGGUCGUUCAUCCUGCUAAGGUCUGUAUCAUAGGAUGUAGUGAUUUGGAUUGCGGCGAUAAAAAAUGCUGCUCAUCUGUGAAAAACAACAGCGUCCAAGAUAAUACAUCACAAUCGGACGUAUGACAGCUGUAUUCGACGGGAAACUAUCACGUCAAGAUGUCAGCAUGGUGCAUAUUAUCCAGGUUUAGGAGAUAACAUUUGAUAUAAUAAAUAUAUACACGGAAUUAAUAGAAGGGUAGUAUAUAAUAAUACAGGAUGCUCGCUGAAGAUAAGACACAGUGGAUUAUAAUAUAAUAGGACUGAUUGCCAAUGCAGGAUGUUUUUACUACUGCAGUAGCAGAAAACUGUAUUCAUACAUAAAUAAUAAUACAGUAUUGCAGUCGCCGUCGUUUAGUAGCACUUUACUGCUCAAAACCUGCAAACCCUAUGCAUCUACUAACGGUUAUUCGGCCAGCGCCAGACGUA